AUGUCGAAAGAGAAUGAGACAAGACAAGGGGGUUCCAGCGACCCAAGAUUUGCUGGUGUCGAAAAUGAUCCAAAGUUUCGCGAAACCAGGGCCAAAAAGUUUAAGAUCAAGCUAGAUGACAGAUUUAGCAAAAAGGACCUCGAAUUCAAGCGCAAGGCGCGUGUGGAUAAAUACGGCAGACGCCUGAAGGGUCAAGAAAGCAAGGAUAAAAGAGAUUUUGAUAAAUACUACGAGAAGGAGAAGUCAGGUAAGACUGCGCCAGACAGUGAGCUUGUUGGCAAGCCAAGCGAGGAGGACAGCGAGGGUGGAAGUUCUGACGAAGAAGGAGCUGCUUCAGCCAAAACCGUUUCUCUCGACAGAGCACGUGGAGAAGUUCAUAGUGAUUACGUGUCGUCGUCGGACGAAGAAUCUUCUUCUGAAUCUGAGGAAGACUCCGCAGACAGCGAUCUCGAGAGCGAAGAGUCUGAAGUGCAGAUCGAGGAGGGAGAGGUCAAAUCCGGCGAUAGUAGCAAGACCUUGGCGGUAGUGAAUCUUGACUGGGACCACGUGAAGUCCACGGACUUGAUGGUAACAUUUUCCAGCUUUGUGCCUAAAGGAGGAAAGAUUAACAGGGUCGCCAUCUACCCUAGUGAGUUUGGUAAAGAGAGACUGGCAAAGGAGGAGACCGAGGGGCCUCCUAGGGAGAUUUUUAAGAGCAAGGAAAAGGGAAAGAAAUCUCACGGUGAUGACAGCGAUGAAGAACUGACUGUAAAAGACCUAUACGAAGAGGGCGAUGCGGAUGAUUUUGAUGCUAAGUCACUUCGUCGCUACCAGCUGGAAAGGCUCAGGUACUACUACGCAGUUGUUUACUGCAACAACAAGCAGACCGCAGAAUCCAUUUACAAAAACUGUGACGGCACUGAAUAUGAGUCUACAGCCAACAUGUUUGAUCUCAGGUACGUCCCUGAUGGGAUGGAUUUUGAUGACGAAGCGAGAGACGAAUGUGACAGCGUACCCAAAAAUUACAGGCCCUCCGAAUUUAGCACAGAUGCUCUUCAGCAUUCGAAGGUGAAGUUUACCUGGGACGAGACGCCAGCUGACCGUACUGCCAUGGCCAAAAGAGCGUUCACUCAAAGGGAAAUCGAGGAUAUGGACUUUAAGGCGUACCUGGCUUCUGACAGCGAGGACUCUGAGCCAGAAAACAACCAAGAGCUAAAAAACAAGCUGAAGUCCCUUGUUAACCAGUCUGUGCAAGUCGGCGAAAAGUCCAUUUUUGACCAAGAUCCCAAGGACGGUGAAAGUGAUGUAGACAUGCAAAUCACUUUCGCACCAGCCCUCGCGGAGGGGGGCAGUGGCGACGCUGAUGACGGUGAGAAGACAGAGGAAACGACUUUAGAGAAAGUUAGACGUAAGGAGAAAGAACGCAAAAAGAUGAGAAAGGAGCGCAUAAAGGAACUGAAGAAGCAAGCUGAGGACGACAAAAAACAGAAGUUGAAAGAGGCUAGACGCAAACCGGAACCAUCUGCUACCGACUCGAAGUCCCAGGCAGAACUUGAACUGUUAAUGAUGGACGAUUCCGAGGAAGCAAACUCUAAGCUCAAUAAGAAAGCGCACUUCAAUAUGAAUGAGAUUGUCCGGUCCGAAAAGGAAAAGGGUAAAAAGGCCAAGUUCCAAGACAAAAACAGGAUUGUCGAAGACGAAUUCAAACCAGAUCUCAAUGACCCUAGAUUCAGCGAAGUUUUCGAAGACCACGAUUUCGCCAUCGAUCCUUCUCAGCCUGAAUUCAAGGGCACGGCUGCUAUGAAGCAAAUUCUUCAAGAACGUAACAAGAGGUCUCAAAAGGGAAAAAAUAAAAAGCGUGAGGCCAACGGCGACAUUGCUGAGCCCUCUGGUAAUAACGAUCUCAAGGGCCUUGUGAACAAGCUAAAGCAUUCUUCAAAGAACAAGAGACAAAGAAGGUGA
Lachancea thermotolerans CBS 6340 is the source of this 1941-nucleotide messenger RNA. It is a transcript of the gene ESF1, whose product is annotated as pre-rRNA-processing protein ESF1. Lineage: Eukaryota; Fungi; Ascomycota; Saccharomycetes; Saccharomycetales; Saccharomycetaceae. Bases 1 to 1941 code for a protein of 646 amino acids. Gene Ontology annotation, molecular function: RNA binding. The transcript has a single exon. The record is from RefSeq and is a predicted model, not a curated record. Gene Ontology annotation, cellular component: nucleus. Gene Ontology annotation, biological process: rRNA processing.